Coregonus sp. 'balchen' is the source of this 2360-nucleotide messenger RNA. Lineage: Eukaryota; Metazoa; Chordata; Actinopteri; Salmoniformes; Salmonidae. The record is from the annotation of a GenBank genome assembly.
AUGAGUGACACUAGAAAGCGAAGCAGCAUCUGGCUGCAGUUUAAAGAUAUUGGGAACAAGAAAGCAGAGUGCCUUCACUGCAAAACGAAGGUCACUAUAAGAGCAGGUUCCACCACAAACCUGCAUAGACAUACAAGAACUGUCCAUCCUACAGUGCAGUUAGAGGAGAGAGGGCAAGCCAGCUCACCAUCUACUGAUCCUGGUGUGUCUCAUACCAGAACAACAGCUGCUGUAACGUCUACUGCCAUCCCCAUGCGUGCAAGUAUAACCUCUCCUACUGCAACUCAAAGCAAAAUAAGUCAGUUUUUACCUAAACUGAUGACCCCAGCCAAACAGCACAGUAUUGAUGAUGAGUUGGCUAAAAUGGUAGCUUCUGAUUUUCAACCCUUUUCCAUUGUGGAGGACAAAGGAAUGAAAAACUUUGUCAAAGCCCUAAAUCCCACAUACACUCUACCCAGUAGAAAAACACUUUCCCAAACAAUGAUCCCAAAACUAUAUGACACAGAACGUGCAUUAUGGCAAGAAAGGGUGACAAAAGCUCCAUCAGUUUGCCUGACAACUGACUGCUGGACCUCCAGAACAACCUGCUCUUUCAUGUCUGUCACUUGCCACUUUAUUGAAGAUUACAAGAUGACAUCUUGCCUUCUGGACUGCUUCGAGUUCACCGACAGACACACUGCAGAAAACUUGGCAGUGGAGCUACUAAGAGUGGCAAAAGAGUGGCAAGUAGAGGACAAAGUGGUGUGCUGUGUGAGUGAUAAUGCUGCAAACAUCACCAAAGCCAUAAAAGUUUUGAAGUGGACCCAUCACCCAUGUCUGGCGCAUACACUAAACCUGGUGGUUAGAGAUGCUCUGAAGGUGAUCAAAACAACCGUGGAUAAGGUGAAGGCUGUUGUGGAGUUUUUCCACAAAAGCACAGUAGCAGCACAGAAGCUAAAGUCCACACAGCGCCAAAUGGGGAUUCCUGAACUGAGGCCCAAACAAGAGUGUGCCACCAGGUGGAACUCAACAUUUGAUAUGUUGAAACGAAUGCUUGAAAUAAAAGAUGCCAUCAUCUCCACCCUGGCCCUCAUCAACGCAUCUAUUGAGCCAUUAAGCCAAGAGGAAUGGGAGCUGGUGAAAGAGGUCUGCGCCGUCCUGCAACCAUUCCAGGAGGUGACUGUGGAGAUAAGUGCAGACAGGUACCUAGAACCAUUGAAGCAUUGUUUUCUCUACUACUAUUCAGUCACUAUUAUACAUUGCAAACACAACACAUACAGUAUAAUGCAUCACGUAUAAUAUGCCACAUACUUUUAAAAAACUAAAUUCUAAAAGUUGCUGUUUUCUCUCCUUCAGCUAUGUCACAGCCUCGAAAAUGCUCCUGCUUUGCAAAGGUCUGCAGCUGGUGACAGCCGAGAACCAAUGGACAGUAACUGUGCAGAAAGUGAAGGAAUUAGUUGCAGCUCUUUGUUCAGCCAUGGACCGCAAAUUUCUGCGGAUGGAGUACAACACUGUCCUUUCAGAAACUACCUUAUUGGAUCCAAGGUUUAAAAAACUUGCCUUCAGUGAUCGUAGAGCUGUUGAUGAAGCUCUUCAGAGGAUUAGUGCAGCAGCAGCAGCAAAAUGCACCCCCAGCAGCCAGCCAGCUCCACCAUUACAGGGCCAAGUGGAGGAGGAGCAGCAAACCUCUGCUGUUUGGAGGCUUUUUGAUGACAGAGCUACAGGAGAUGCUUCAAGGAGAAAUCCGACAGCUGAUGCUAUAAUGGAGGUGAGGAGCUACCUUGAGGAGCCCCUCAUCCAGAGAGCAGAAGACCCACUGAGCUGGUGGCAGGCCAAGGCCUCAGUCUUUCCACUCCUGGUGAAGGUGAUGGAGGGGAGACUAUGUAUUGUUGCCACAUCAGUUCCUUCUGAGAGAAUCUUCUCCAAAACAGGGCAGAUACUCACGGAGAGGCGAAAUCGUAUCAGGCCUAUCAGCCCAUCCAAGCUGAGGCAUCUGAUCUUCCUGAAUGCCAACCUGCCCUGAGGACUAAUGCUGUUUGCUGGAGUUUGGUUCUGGUUUUGAUUCUGUUCUGUGGAUUUGUUUGAAGUUUAUUGUUAAUUUGUGCAAUAAAAAAGUUUAAUUGAAAUAAACAAAUGUAAGAGUGGUUUUGUCACAGAAUAAAUGCACAGAAUUAGGCAUUAUAAGGUCUCUCAUAAAAACACUGAAAGCAAAAGGGUUUUCAACACAUAAACCAUGAUUUUUUUUCAAAGUUAAGGUAAAAUAUAGGCUACAAAAGAUCCUAAAUAAAGAGCCGUUCGGGAGUCGAAAGAGCCGGCUCUUCUUUGGGAGCCGAGUCAAAAGAGCCGGCUCUCAGAAAAGAGCCGAACUUCCCAUCAUUAAU